Molecule: messenger RNA, 1356 nt
Organism: Fusarium redolens
Lineage: Eukaryota; Fungi; Ascomycota; Sordariomycetes; Hypocreales; Nectriaceae
Exons: 2
Coding region: 1-1269 (422 amino acids)
Source: RefSeq, a predicted model, not a curated record
AUGCCUUCCGGCGACGCCAGCACCCCUCAGAACGUCCCAGAACUUAAAGCGAUCGGCAUCGCCUCCGGCGGAGUUCUCUAUGGUGUCCGUUUCGAAAGUCCCUCCGGUGAAACAGGCAACAUGGUCGCGCCAUCCGACAUCACCGAGAAUGCAAUUAUCUACCAGGGUGGCAACGCGGGCGAACGACGUGCCAUCGAAACUUCCAAUCUUCGCCGUCCUGAUGGGGGCAUGCUUUGCAGCAUUACUAUCCCCAUCACCAGCAAGGGACGCAUGGACUCUGAGUUGCCGGCUGGCUAUCGCAAGAUUGAAAUGAAGCUGAGCUUCGCUGAGGAGAGCGAGACUAAUGCUCAGUCUAUGGGAGCUAUGGAAAUUGCCAAGUGUGAGGAGGAAAAGGCGACAGUCUGUUUUACCUCGGAUGAUUGGAUUCCGUUUGCACGUGGAAGGAAGGCGCUGAUGCUUGAGGAGGUCGUUGAUGGGGGUGAAGGAACCGGUGGCCUGUCAUUGUUGGUUACAACUGGACAUGGUGGCGAGUCGGAUGAUGAUAUUCGCAUCCCCGACGAAGGGCAGGCUCCUGAGUCAUCCACGGAAGUUGGGGCAAGCGAUUCCAUCAUCAACAGCAACGACUCUUCAUCUGUUGGAUCCACCAGCGAAGGCGAGUCAAACGCUGCCUCACAACCUGUCCUCACCAUCCCUUCCACGCCGCGAAUUGUCAGAAUCCAUCAGGUUGGAGAAUUGCGACUCAUCGGUAUUCUCGACCCCCUCAAUAGAGGAGUUGGUUUCUACUUCGAAAACGCCUACGAAGGAAUCCUGGUCCGCAACGUCAUGGCUAAUGUAAACCUCGCUGUUCAAGCCUUAAUCUUCCAAGGAGAGAGAGGUGCAGGCAACCACGUUGCUCGAAAGCUGCCUGGACUUUACCCCAACCAGGGUCUCAGAGUAUUCAGCUUCAAACCCCCUUUUCGUGUUGCAUGUCCUGCGCUCAGACACUUAAGACUCCCUCUGGGCUUUCGUCGCUGCUUCUUUGGACUUCGACCCAAGGGUACAAUUGUGCAUAAGUUGGCCAGGGACGCUGAAUGUUCGCCUCGAGAGGUUAGACGGUAUAACCGCAUCUGGCAAGCUUGGAAACAGGAGAAUGGUGCGCUUCCUAAGUGGGAAUGUGAUGUUGCGCUCAUUGCGUGGCCGGCUAUGGCGUACUGUGCUGGUGGUAUGUCGUUGGAGUUUGUACAGGAACUUGAGGCUGAUUCACUUGGAGGCACUGAAGUGGUUAUGUAAAGCGAAAAGAGGGUUUUGUAAGGGCUGAAUUAGCUGGGAUUUGGGUAUUCCUGGUGAUCGUGGCGAUGCUGCCAGCACAGUUGUUAG